Molecule: messenger RNA, 2460 nt
Organism: Morus notabilis
Lineage: Eukaryota; Viridiplantae; Streptophyta; Magnoliopsida; Rosales; Moraceae
Product: ABC transporter G family member 3
Exons: 12
Coding region: 195-2366 (723 amino acids)
Cellular component (GO): membrane
Molecular function (GO): ATP binding; ATP hydrolysis activity; ABC-type transporter activity
Source: RefSeq, a predicted model, not a curated record
CUCACUUCUCACUAAUGAGUAGACACUGCUUUCACAUUUACUCCUCUGUCUCUGAGCUAUCUAUCAUUCAGAUCCAGGUUUCUAUGAUAUGAACUGUUGUUACAGGCAUUGAAAACCUGAUAUGGUUAUUUAUCUACUAAAGAGGUAUUCCAUAAAUUAGAAUGAAUUGAAGUUUAGGGCAAGAGGAGAAUAAAAUGGAAGAAAUACAAUCGCAAUCCGAUAACUACAGGUCCUCAUCAUCUUCAGCAAGUAGCCCAGCUAGUAGGGUUCCCUCAAGCAACUUUUUCUAUUUGCGGAAACCGGGUUCACUUAGACAACCCAUCUCGUUUGAGGAUUCUCCAGAUUGGGGGGAUACUGAUAUAGAUGUUAGGGUCGACGAAGGGGGUGAUUCUAUCAAUGUCGCGACAACACCGGCUUCCCCAUCUCUCUCGAAGCUUAACAGUAUGUCAUUGCCUUCCCCACCGUUACCUGAGGGUGCAGCUGUGGCAAGAAAGAUUGCUGGGGCUUCGGUUGUUUGGAAAGAUUUGACUGUUACUAUAAAGGGGAAAAGGAAGUACUCUGACAAGGUUGUGAAGAGUUCAACUGGCUAUGCAUUGCCAGGAACCAUGACAGUGAUAAUGGGUCCUCCCAAAUCCGGGAAGUCCACGCUACUAAGAGCUAUUGCAGGAAGAUUGCAUCAUUCAGCAAAGAUGUAUGGUGAAGUGUUUGUGAAUGGGGCAAAAAUACAAAUGCCGUAUGGAUCAUAUGGCUUCGUCGAAAGGGAAACAACUCUGAUUGGAUCCCUCACUGUCCGGGAGUUUCUAUACUACUCAGCGCUGCUUCAGCUUCCUGGUUUCUUUUGUCGAAAAAAGAGUGUGGUCGAAGAUGCCAUCAUUGCUAUGUCACUAAGUGAUUAUGCAAACAAACUGAUAGGUGGCCAUUGUUAUAUGAAGGGCCUUCCUAGUGGCGAGAGGAGGCGUGUCAGCAUUGCUAGGGAGCUUGUGAUGAGGCCUCAUAUCUUAUUUAUAGACGAGCCUCUUUACCAUCUUGAUAGUGUAUCAGCACUUCUGAUGAUGGUUACGUUGAAGAAACUUGCAAGCAUGGGAUGCACUCUUAUAUUUACCAUUUGCCAAAGUAGCACGGAAGUAUUUGGCCUUUUUGACCGGAUUUGUCUGCUUUCAAAUGGAAAUACCUUGUUUUUUGGGGAAACAUUGGCUUGCUUGCAGCACUUCUCAAAUGCUGGAUUCCCGUGCCCAAUCAUGCAAAGUCCCUCUGAUCACUUUUUACGUGCAAUAAAUACUGAUUUCGACAGGAUUAUUGCAAUGUGUAAAAAUUGGCAGGAUGACAAUGGGGACUUUUCAUCAGUGAAUAUGGAUACUGCUGUAGCCAUCCGCACCCUUGAAGCAACAUAUAAAUCAUCAGCUGAUGCUGCUACAGUAGAAACGAUGAUUCUGAGACUCACAGAGAAGGAAGGUCCACUUCUCAAGAGCAAGGGAAAGGCUGGCAGUGCUACACGUAUAGCUGUUUUAACUUGGAGAUCGUUAUUAAUCAUGUCAAGGGAAUGGAAAUACUAUUGGCUUCGUCUCAUUCUUUCUAUGCUUCUUGCACUUUGUAUUGGCACAGUGUUUUCAGGCUUAGGGCAUUCUUUGUCUUCAGUUGUGACAAGAGUUGCAGCAAUAUUCAUUUUUGUCUCAUUUACAGCACUUCUAAGCAUUGCUGGAGUGCCUGCACUUAUGAAAGAAAUCAAGAUAUGUGCAAGUGAGGAAUCAAACCAGCAUUCUGGGGUGUUAGUCUUUUUAUUUGGGCAGCUUCUCUCAAGCAUUCCAUUCCUCUUCCUCAUCUCCAUUUCGUCAAGUCUAGUCUUCUACUUCCUCCUGGGCUUGCGAGAUGAAUUCAGCCUGUUAAUGUACUUUACGCUGAAUUUCUUCAUGUGCCUGCUGGUAAAUGAAGGGCUAGUCCUGGCUGUUGUUUCUCUGUGGAGGGAUCUUUUCUGGAGUGUCUUGACUCUGGUAUCCAUACAAGUCAUAAUGAUGCUUUCUGCCGGAUAUUUCAGAAUUCGUAAUGAGUUGCCGGGGCCAGUGUGGACAUAUCCCAUCUCUUAUGUCACAUUCCACACGUAUUCUAUCCAGGGGCUCCUUGAGAAUGAGUACCUGGGGACUACAUUUGCAGUUGGGCAAGUAAGGACCAUAUCUGGGUUUCAGGCUAUCCGGAGUGCAUAUGAGAUCUCUCCGGACAGCAAUUCCAAGUGGGGAAAUUUACUGGUAUUGUUUCUCAUGGCAGUCGCCUAUCGUAUUUUCGUUUUUGUUUUACUCUACUUUCGAAUAGGGAACAAAAGAUCCAUACAUAAAAUUUUGAGGUGUAAUCAGGAUACAAACACUGCAAGAUGAAUAAAUGUACUGUGAGCACGUCUGUUUUCUUGUGCUUUUGCCAUGGUAAAUUUAAUUAUGGAAAUAUGUGAUAUGAAUGACCAAAGUGCAUGAU